Messenger RNA from Corylus avellana, 2844 nucleotides. Lineage: Eukaryota; Viridiplantae; Streptophyta; Magnoliopsida; Fagales; Betulaceae. The record is from RefSeq and is a predicted model, not a curated record.
CCCGAUCCGGAGACGUCGUGGUAUAUGCUUGGCACGUGUUACCUCUGAGCGCCAACUGCAGAGGGCACGCAGCUAGAAAUUGCUGACAGUCAAAGUGCCCGCCGAAAGUUUGAGCUCUCUAGUCGGUAAUCCCACACUUUUUGCAGAUCCAAGACAUGGCAAUCAAGGGCAUUUUGUAAAAGUUCAACCUUCCAUGGUGAAUCAUGGAUUUAAAUCGUAUUGUAAUCGCUUUGCGCCAAUGUGGAAGAGUUCAAGCUUCUAAUCAUGGGAGAACACUUCACUCUAACUUGAUCAAACUUGGGGUUUUGAACAGCGUGUUCCUUGCCAACAAUUUGAUUGCCAUGUAUGUGGACUUUUGUCAUCUGAAAGAUGCACACAAGGUGUUCGAUGAGAUGCAUGAGAGAAACGUGGUAACGUGGACCACUAUGGCUUCUGCGUAUACUAAUAGCGGAAGACCUCACGAAAAAGCUCUCAGAAUAUACACCCAGAUGUUGCAGUUUGGUUCAGAGGAACCCAAUGGUUUUAUGUACUCUGUGGCCCUUAAAGCGUGUGGUCUAGUGGGUGACCUUGAAUUGGGUAGAUCAAUUCAUAAAAGAAUUUCUGGAGGUGGAUUCCAGUUUGACAUUGUUUUGAUGAAUACCCUUUUGGACAUGUAUGUCAAAUGUGGGAAUUUGAGGUGUGCCAGGAAUGUUUUCGAUGAGAUUUUGUGCAAGAAUGCAACUACAUGGAACACAAUCAUUUCGGGUUACUGUAAAGAAGGUUUAAUGGAAGAGGCAGUGGAGUUGUUUUGUCAAAUGCCAGAACCGAAUGUUGUAUCCUGGAACAGCAUCAUUGCUGGUUUUGCGGAUAGUGGACGCCUGCAGGCAUUAGACUUUGUGCAUGUGAUGCACCGAGAAGGCCUUAAGCUUGAUGGAUUCACAUUCCCUUGUGCUCUUAAAUCCUGUGCUUGUCAUGGUUUCUUAACUACCGGGAAACAAAUCCACUGCUAUGUUGUUAAGUCCGGUUAUGAGUCUAACUGUUUUACUGUAUCAGCUCUCGUUGAUAUGUACUCAAAUUGCAAUGCAUUAAAUGAGGCAAUAAAGCUAUUUAAUCUAUAUUCUAGGUGUAGUGCUUCUGUUUGUGAUAGCUUGGCACUUUGGAAUUCCAUGCUUUCUGGAUAUGUUGUCAAUGAACACUACGGAGUGGCUUUGAAUCUGGUUUCACAAAUCCAUCGGUCAGGUGUAUAUUUUGAUUCUUACACUUUCAGUGGCGUUUUAAAGGUCUGCAUCAACUUACUUAAUUUCAGACUUGGGCAUCAAGUACAUGGUUUGGUUGUCACCUGUGGGUAUGGGUUAGAUAAUGUUGUUGGAAGUAUUCUGAUUGAUCUAUACGCAAAGCAUGGAAAUGUUAAGGAUGCAUUAGGAUUGUUUCAUAGGCUUCAGAAAAAAGAUAUCAUAGCUUUGUCUGGUUUGAUCACAGAGUGUACAAGAAUGGGAUUAAGCUCAUUAGUCUUUUCCCUCUUUAAAGAUAUGAUUAAUAUGGAUCUUGAAGUAGAUCAUUUUGUUAUUACAAAUGUUUUAAAGGUCUGUUCAAGUUUAGGAUCUAUUAGAAGUGGCAAACAGGCUCACGCUUUCUGUGUUAAGAGUGGAUAUGACACAGAGGAGGUUACAGUUACAGCUCUCAUUGACAUGUAUGCAAAAUGUGGUGAAAUUGAGGAUGGGUUAGCUUUGUUUGAUUGUAUGCCAGAAAAAGAUUCUGUAUGUUGGACUGGGAUCAUUGUGGGGUGUGGACAUAAUGGAAGGGCAAUGGAAGCAAUUAAAUUUUUCUAUGAGAUGGUAGAAUUGGGUUUAAAGCCAAAUGAAAUUACCUUUACAGGUGUUCUUUCUGCCUGUAGACAUGCUGGUUUGGUGGAAGAGGCGUGGACCAUAUUUAUGUCCAUGAAAACUGAACAUGGAGUGGAACCUCAAUUGGAGCACUAUAAUUGCAUGGUUGAUCUUCUUGGCCAAGCUGGACGCUUCAAAGAGGCAGAAAAAUUGAUUGCUGACAUGCCGUUUGAGCCAAACAGAACUAUAUGGUGCUCGUUGCUUGGGGCCUGUGGAACUCACAAGAAUAUUGAACUGGUUAAUAUUAUUACCGAACACCUUCUUGCAUCCUCACCAAAGGACCCUUCAGUAUAUGUGACACUUGCAAAUGUUUAUGCAACAUUGGGAAUGUGGGAUAGUUUAAGCAAGCUGAGGGAAGCAGUCAAGGAAGUGGGCAUGAAAGAAGCUGGAAAAAGCUGGAUUGAGAUCUCAGGUUAAGUAAUCCUGCUUCACUGCGUGGUGCAACUGGUUUGUCUUAUACUUGAACUAAGUGUUUCCACCUUGGUGUGUGAUGGAACAGAGUCCAUCUGAACUUAAGACCCCUAUAUGUGGCAAACACUGAAUCACAUCAACGAGAUUCAGAAACAUCACGAUGUAUGCAACUUUCAUAAGGAUCUUGAGAAGGAGAUAAUGCUUGGCAGCAAGUUUUACAGAGAUGUUGCAUUUCAGUUAAUGGGUGAUUGAUAUGAUUGGCUACACUACGUGUGCCAUGGCUGCUUUAAAUUAUAGGGAUCUGUGAUGGUGAAGCUUGAAGGGUUGUGGGCAAGAAUAAUUAUUAAGAGAAGAUUUCUGGAAUUGAGGGCCAAGAGAACAGGAGGUUAAAGAAGAGAAUCAGGGGAAAAUGGUUACUUCUUCUCUGGUGCUUUUACUUAGUUGAUUCGCAUGAUCCAUUUACAUCCAGCAUAAUUUGAAACUACUUUAUGAAGGCUAGAUGUUAUUCCUUAGUUACUGUCAUUGCUUUAUUGUUUCCAGAGAUUUGGCUUCAUAAUAUUCAUCUGGUUAU